CCAACUCGGACCGUGUGGCAAGCAGACCUGCGGCCACCUUAUCUCCUUUUUUCUUUCCUAGUCCUCAAAUUCCCAUCUCAAAACACAAUAUCAUGGAUCCAAAAGCCAUUAAGGAGGAACUGCGGCUAUUCCAGAGCACCUUGCUUCAGGAUGGAUUGAAGGAACUCUUGAAUGAGAACAAGUUUGUGGACUGCACUUUGAAAAUCGGUGACCGCUGCUUUCCUUGCCACCGCUUGAUCAUGGCCGCCUGCAGCCCCUACUUCAGAGAGCUGUUCUUCUCGGAGGACGGCAAGGAGAAGGAAAGUGGCAAGGAAGUGGUUCUGGAUGAUGUAGAUCCCACCAUCAUGGAUAUGAUCAUCCAAUACUUGUACUCUGCUGAGAUUGACUUGACGGACGACAACGUUCAGGAGAUAUUUGCUGUGGCGAACCGUUUCCAGAUACCCUCAGUGUUUACAGUAUGCGUGAAUUAUCUCCAGAAGAAGCUGUCCUUGUCCAAUUGUCUUGCCGUCUUCAGGCUUGGCCUGGUCCUCAGCGUUCCCAGACUUGCCAUAGCAGCACGUGACUACAUUGCAGACCGCUUUGAAACUGUGGCUGCUGAGGAGGAGUUCCUUCAGCUGGCACCCCAUGAGCUCUUGGCCCUGAUUGGUGGAGACACGCUCAACGUGGAAAAAGAGGAAGUCGUGUUCGAGUCAGUGAUGAAGUGGGUGCGCAGCGACAAGGCAAAGCGUGCCAAGAGUCUAGGGGAAGCGUUUGAGUGCAUCCGCUUCCGUCUGCUUCCUGAAAAGUACUUCCGGGAGAAAGUUGAGACUGAUGACAUCAUCAAGGCUGAUCCAGAACUCUUGAAGAAGCUGCAAGUCAUCAAAGAUGCCUUUGGAGGAAAACUCCCUGAGAAGAAGAUGGAGAAGAAGGAAGGUGAGGUAAAUGGUGAGGCCGGAGGAGAAGAAGAGGAGUUGUUGCCAGGGUACUUGAAUGAUAACCGUAGAUUGGGGAUGUACGGACGAGAUCUGAUCGUCAUGAUCAAUGAAACAGCAGCAGUGGCAUACGAUGUGGGUGAGAACGAGUGUUUUCUGGCUGCAGUGUCAGAGCAGGUGCCAAAGAACCAUGUGAGUCUUUGCACCAAGAAGAACCAGCUUUAUAUCGUCGGUGGCCUGUUUGUUGAUGAAGAAAGCAAAGAGUCUCCUCUGCAGUGCUACUUCUACCAGCUGGACACUCUUGCGGCUGAAUGGAGGGCCAUGCUGCCUAUGCCCAGCCCCCGAUGCCUGUUCAGUUUGGGUGAAUGUGAGAACCUGCUAUUCGCCAUAGCUGGCAAAGACCUGCAGACCAACGAGUCUCUUGAUUCAGUCAUGUGCUACGACACUGAAAGGAUGAAAUGGAGUGAGACCAAGAAACUUCCUCUGCAUAUUCACGGCCAUGCAGUUGUCUCACAUAACAACCUUGUGUACUGCAUUGGAGGAAAGACAGACGACAACAAAGCUAUCAGUAAAAUGUUUGUGUACAACCACAAGCAGUCAGAAUGGCGCGAACUGGCAGCUAUGAAGACGUCCAGAGCGAUGUUUGGUGCUGCAGUUCAUAAGGGAAAAAUUAUCGUAACUGGAGGAGUGAAUGAAGAUGGUCUUACCGCUUUAUCUGAAGUCUAUGAUUUUGGAACAAACAAGUGGGACACAUUCACAGAGUUUCCUCAGGAGCGCAGCUCUGUGAAUCUCGUGAGCACUGGUGGAAAACUCUAUGCAGUCGGUGGAUUUGCAAUUGUAGAGCUGGAGGACAAAAACAUUGGACCCUCCGAGAUCACUGACGUCUGGCAGUAUGAAGAGGACAAGAAGUCAUGGAGUGGUAUGUUAAGAGAGAUGCGCUACGCCUCUGGCUCCUCCUGCGUUGGCAUGCAUCUAAAUGCUGCUAGAAUGCCCAAACUCUAAAGGAUGCCACUCUCUCCAUGAGAAGCUAAGGGAACUAAAAGCUAAGCUGAGACAAAGAUUCUGGGUUUCCUUGGGGUUUUUACUUUUACAUUUUAGACACAACACAAUUGUUAUGAAAUGUGUGUGUAAAGUUUUGUAUUGGUAAUAAUAUAAUAGAAAUAAACUCAAGUUCUCUAUAACUAGGUAAUGUAUGUGCAAUUUAAACCAUACCAACUUAAUUUUGGCUUACUUGUGGCUUUAUCUAGCAGAAAGUUUAUUUCCUUGAAAGCUGCAAAACAAAGAGCUGUGUGCUGUGGAAGUUAUUGUGGUAUUGGAGUUAUUGAAUGUAUUUCCUACCUGGAUAAAUGUGAAUGCAUGUGAAUUUGAGUGUUUGCAACAGCAGGAUAGUUCAUGUGAAAGUGAACAUUCUGUCAUAAUGUCCAUGCUGCUUUUUUCCAUACAGUGAAAGCAUACAAUGACCAGUGGUUAUAAAUUCCCCAAAACAUCAAAAAGUACCAAAAUGUGCACUCUCUUGUGCAUCUUGCAGAUUAUGCUGCAAUGGAUCUGAAUCAUCGCUGGAUCUUCUGAUGAUGAUGAUGAUGAUGAUGAUGAUGCAGAUAGGGACUAGUUAAGAAGGAUGGCUUCUUUUUCUUCUCAUGAGCAUAGCCAUCACUAGACAGAACAAAAACAACAUGCUCAACCAAAUGCAAAUGGAUUUGUGUAUUACUAGACUGAUGGUGACUGUUGGUGCAAUUUUUCACCACUUUUUCACAGUUAUAAAUAAUGUCCCCAAAAGCCAGUCACCCCAAUUGUUGGGCACUUUCGAAUGCAAUUGAUAUGCUCAAUAGCUCAGACACACUGAAACCAUGUCCUGUAAGGAGAAGCUGCUUGACUGAAUCACUGUGUGAUUUCUUUAUAUUACAAAUAAAAAUAAAUGCAAUGAAUGGGGAGCAGCUCAGGUUUUGAAUUGUUGACAAAAAUAAAUGCAUCAUACACUGUUUUCUAUGUUAUGGCUCAACAAAUCCAAACACUAAAGUUAGAUUCAGUGGAGUCAAGUGUAUUUAGCAUUUAUUUAAAUAACCUUUAAAAGCUGCUCACGUCCAAUGGUUGAUGAAAUACUUAUCUGUCAUAGAAAGCAACAUUAAAACAAAGAGUUCACUACUUUGGCAAAACAACUCUAUUAUGCCCAAUUGAGAGAAACUAGACAAAUUCAAGUUAACAGAAUACAAACCAAGGAAUUAUUAUUAUCGUUAUUAUUUAUGUUGUAGUGUUUUAUGAGGUUCACUGUUAAAAUAUAUAUAUAUAUAUAUAUAUAUAUAUAUAUAUUUACAGUAAAACACCGGCAGUUGUGGUUACCAUAAAUUUACCAUAAAAAUAAGGUGACCAAGUUUAGGGAUUUAUGGGAUGUAAUUUUGAUGUCUGUAGAUUUUGCUGUUCACUACCGUUUAUAUAAUUAAAUGAUGUAAACUUUGUG
Myxocyprinus asiaticus (Chinese sucker) is the source of this 3366-nucleotide messenger RNA. RefSeq names its product kelch-like protein 41b. The coding region runs from base 93 to 1913 and encodes 606 amino acids. NCBI's taxonomy places the organism in Eukaryota, Metazoa, Chordata, Actinopteri, Cypriniformes, Catostomidae. The transcript is spliced from 6 exons. Gene Ontology annotation, molecular function: protein binding. The record is from RefSeq and is a predicted model, not a curated record.